AUGGAGGUACCAUCUCCCACCAAACCCAACGACCCAACAAAGCCUUCCAUCACCACUAUGAGUGUGGAGGCCGGCCAGGCCGAGGCGAGCCCACUCCGGAAAAUGUUUGCUGUCGCGUCCAUAGCUGCCGGCAUACAAUUCGGGUGGGCUCUUCAGCUCUCUCUGCUCACCCCCUACGUCCAGCUCUUAGGAGUCCCGCACGCAGCAGCCUCCUUCAUCUGGCUCUGUGGCCCCAUCUCCGGACUCGUCGUGCAGCCCAUUGUGGGUUACUACAGCGACCGAAGCACUUCCCGCUUCGGUCGAAGACGCCCCUUUAUCCUCGGAGGUGCAGUGGCCGUCGCCAUAGCUGUGUUCCUUAUCGGCUACGCAGCCGAUAUAGGAUACUCAGCUGGGGAUGACAUAACAAAGAAAACUCGUCCCCGUGCCGUUGCAGUGUUUGUCAUAGGAUUCUGGAUCCUAGACGUGGCUAACAACAUGUUACAGGGACCUUGUCGUGCGUUCCUAGCAGACUUAGCUGCCGGUGACCAGCGAAAAACGAGAAUAGCCAAUGGGUUUUUCUCGUUCUUCAUGGCCGUUGGCAACGUGCUGGGAUAUGCAGCAGGGUCUUUCAGUGCUCUGCACAAGAUCUUUCCCUUCACGCAGACCAAGGCGUGCGAUGUUUUCUGCGCCAACUUGAAAAGUUGUUUCUUUUUCUCCAUCUUGCUGCUGCUGUUUUUGGCCACGGUGGCUCUCAUUUACGUGAAGGACAAGCCCGUGAUCGCACAAGCGGUGCAAGAGGAUGCGCAGCCCUCGUGUUUCUUUCAGCUGUUCGGCGCGUUGAAGGAACUCAAGAAACCGAUGUGGAUGCUCAUGUUGGUGACUGCUAUCAACUGGAUCGGGUGGUUUCCCUACUUCCUGUUCGACACCGACUGGAUGGGGCGUGAGGUGUACGGCGGAACGGCCGGCGAGGACGCGUACGCGGCGGGGGUGCGCGUGGGGUCUCUGGGGCUGCUGUUAAACUCCGUCGUUUUGGGGUUCAUGUCGCUGGCGGUUGAACCGUUGGGGCGCAUGGUUGGUGGAGUGAAGAGGCUGUGGGCGAUCGUGAACUUCAUUCUCGCGAUUGGGUUCGGAAUGACCGUGGUGAUAACCAAGGUGGCGGAGCACCAGCGCCACUUGAACCCCGCCGCCGUGGGCCACCCCUCCGAUGGCGUUAAAAUUGGGUCCAUGAUUUUCUUCGCAGUUCUCGGAGUCCCCCUUGCGAUUACUUUCAGUGUUCCUUUUGCUCUAGCAUCAAUAUACUCCACUUCUGCAGGAGCAGGCCAAGGUUUAUCCUUGGGAGUCCUCAAUCUUGCAAUUGUGGUACCACAGAUGGUGGUGUCUGCAUUGAGUGGUCCUUGGGAUGCUCUGUUUGGUGGUGGCAACUUGCCGGCUUUCAUGGUGGGUGCGGCGGCGGCGGCCUUGAGUGCUAUAAUGGCGAUUGUCUUGCUGCCAACCCCAAAACCAGCUGAUGAGGCCAAGGCUGCAACCAUGGUAGCAGGGGGCUUUCAUUAG
Molecule: messenger RNA, 1530 nt
Organism: Sphenostylis stenocarpa
Lineage: Eukaryota; Viridiplantae; Streptophyta; Magnoliopsida; Fabales; Fabaceae
Source: the annotation of a GenBank genome assembly